Messenger RNA from Carcharodon carcharias (great white shark), 5902 nucleotides. It is a transcript of the gene phc3a, whose product is annotated as polyhomeotic homolog 3 (Drosophila). The record is from RefSeq and is a predicted model, not a curated record. Bases 520 to 3492 code for a protein of 990 amino acids. Gene Ontology annotation, cellular component: nucleus; PRC1 complex. Gene Ontology annotation, molecular function: protein binding; zinc ion binding. The transcript is spliced from 19 exons. Lineage: Eukaryota; Metazoa; Chordata; Chondrichthyes; Lamniformes; Lamnidae.
GCUUUAUUGUCCAGGAGUUAUGGAGAGGUUUGGUGACUCACCUGGGUUAUCAGGUGUUGUAUCUGAUUAAAAGGUACAGAACCAAAAUGCUCCCCUGUUGGCACAUACACUGCUUUUGCUUGAAGGAGAGGUCGGAUCCCACUUUCAAAAUCUCAAAAAUGACAACACCAAUUUGCAGUUCAUGUGUGGGUGAUUUUUCCGAGGGGAGGCACAGGAUGAGAAAUAGCAGAGGCAAAGGAUAUGCUCGAGCACACUCCAGACCUCACAUCACAGGAGUGGGAAGAGAAACGAUUACAGUGACCACACUUCAAAACAUAAGAAGAUUUGCAGCACGGAAAGAGGCCAUUCAUCAUGUGAUCAACAGUUAUCUAGUCUAAUCCCACCUUCAAACCCUUGGAGACACAUCAAGAAGAUGCAGUAUCGAUGGUGCCACUCCUUACAGCAUACAAGCUUUGAAGCUUCGUGCCCUGAUCUUUGUAACUGAUGUGUUGAGUGCCUGAAGCUGAGCAGUAAUCAGCCAUGGAAAAUGACCAAAGUACAACGACGUCAACCACAACGACAACAGUCAGCACGUCGCCCAGAACACAGGCACCACAAAUCUCAGUCUACAGCAGUUCUGAUAGACAAGCUGUUCAAGUGAUCCAGCAAGCUUUGCACCGACAGCCCAGUACCGCAGCCCAGUAUCUGCAGCAGAUGUAUGCAGCACAGCAGCAGCACCUAAUGCUGCAGACCGCAGCUCUCCAACAGCAGCACCUGAGCAGCACACAGCUGCAGAGCCUGGCAGCUGUCCAACAGGCAGGUGGGCGUCAGUCUUCUUCACCUACAGGGAGCAUCAGCCAGCAAUCAAGUGUAUCACAGACCUCAAUUAACCUCUCGACGUCUCCUUCUGCUACUCAGCUGAUAAGCCGUGCUCAGACCUCCAGCACUUCAGGCAGUGGGAUCACCCAGCAAGCCAUGCUUCUCGGCAACACCACUCCCACCCUCACGGCAAGCCAGGCGCAGAUGUACCUCAGGGCCCAAAUGCUGAUUUUCACUCCCACUGCUACUGUAGCUACUGUCCAGCCAGAUAUUCCUGCCGCCUCCUCUUCCUCUUCCUCAGUGUCUACAUCCACACAGGUUCAGAACCUGGCAGUUCGGAGCCAACAGUCAGGUGCGUUGCCUGCUUCAUCUCCUCAGAGCGUCCCGCUUAAAGGCACCUGUCAGACCCAGCAGCUCCCGAUGAACCACACCAAGCCGGCAGGGCAAGGAACCGGCCCCAAGGUUAGCCAACACGACUCGGCCCCUGAGAGCACCAAGAAAGGAGAGAGUCUGACCCCGGCCAGCCCCGAGACCCGGGUGUCCACUGUCACACGGUUACAAAUGCCAGCAAACACACAGCAGUUAAUAGUCCCUGCACCUUAUACCCCGAUUCAGCCACACCAGCUGAUUAAACAGCCGCAGAUUCCACUGCAGCAAGCGACGCCGAAAGCACAUCAUCAACUUAUUAUUCAGCAGCAGCAGAUCCAACACAGACAGCAACUGCAACCUCUGGCACUUCAGGCCCAGGCUUCUGACCCUCCACAGUCUCAGCACUGCCUGCCGAUCCAAGCCCACAGCCAAUCCUUAAUCCAGGCUUCUCCCCAGUCGCCACAUUGCAUAUCGACCCAGGCCCAUAGCCAACCACUGAGCCAACCUUCAGCUCACUCUCACCCCCAGAGCCAGCAGCAGACAGUCGUGGUCUCUCCAGUACCUUCUCAGUCACCGCCUAGUCCAUCGGCAUCCACCAUCAUCAUCCAGCCGCAGGCACUGAUACAGGCACAGUCUCACACCUUGGUUCAUGCGCCUCUGCCCAUGGGCUCCAGCCAGCAGCCAGCAUCGGCCCACGUGCCGCCGAACCAGCUGUCACAGCCAGCACACUUACCCCCAGCCCAUCGCUCACCGGUGGCUCAAAUUGGACCGUUGCGACAAUCAAGUCCAGUGACAACGCAUUUAACUGCAUCGCAACAACAGCAACAUUCAACCCUAGGAUCGUCUUCGCGAGAGGUCCCGUCAACGGCACCAACUCACCUCCAGCGACUGCCCUUGCAGUCAGUGCAGACCCUAACAGUACCAUCUGAGAUUGUUUCCCCUACUCAGGUUCUGCCACAGACUGUUCUACAUUCACGGGAACAGCUCCCUGCAGCCCAGGCUCUGAUCCAAAUGCCCUUUCAGGCUCUUCCCCCGCCCCAGACCAUUGCUGUUAAUCUUCAAGUCCAGCCUUCGCCCCCAGUGGAUGUGCCACUGGUCUGUCCGGUGGAAGACACCUGUGACCAGGAGAUGAGGGAAGACCAGGAAGAAUGCUUUGCAGCACGCAGACCAGUUUCAACACCCCCUUCUGAGUCUGAAUCCUCUAUCUCUGCAGCACAAGGAGAAGCUCUGACAGUUGUGGACAUUUGCCCAGAACGAGCAGGGCCACCUAGUGUGACCUCAGCAAAUGCAUCCGUUAUUAGGUCCUCUGCAGACACGCUGAGGUUCUCCAGUCCUUCCGCUCUCAUUGUCCCACCUGCCAAACUGAAACACAAUGGCGCCGUCUCUUCCAGCAACCUUCCUGGGACGGAUAACAAGCCACCACAGGCCAUUGUGAAACCGCAGAUCCUGACCCAUGUCAUUGAAGGGUUUGUUAUUCAGGAGGGACUGGAGCCAUUCCCUGUGAGUCGCUCCUCUUUGUUGACUGAGCAGCCGGUCAAGCAGAAGAUGCACUGCGAAGGUCCAGCCACAUCCCCCACCUCUGUCCAGUCAGUUGGUGAGCUCCAGAGCAACACAGGCAAGCAGCUGGAAGGGUCUCUUGACAGCGAUUUGGAUGACCUCACCGGUGAAGAAGGGAUGGAGGGCAGCGAUCCAGACAUGCUGAAGUGUGAGUUCUGUGGGAAGAUGGAUUAUGCACACAAAUUCAGAAGAUCAAAGCGCUUCUGCUCUAUGUCAUGCGCUAAAAGGUACAAUGUUGGUUGCAGUAAACGGAUGGGGCUUUUUAAAUCGGACAAGAGCACGCGGUGGACCAAAAAAACAGAGCCCCAUGGAUUCAGCCGACGAGGGAGGAGGCCCAAUAUCAUUGAAGGAGCAUCAGGCGAGCACUUUAUGAGACAGAUUCCUGUUAGUUUCACUCCUGUGGAAGAGGCCACAACAACCUCCAACCCACCACUUCCUGAAGAAACUGUUACUGUCGCCAUGACGACACGCCGUCGGCAGAAUGAGCGGGAACGUGAGCGGGAGAUGCGAGAACUGAGGAUGAGGGAAGUGGCAGACUGCGGCGAAACACUACACGUUGACCCAACAAUGUGGACAGUUGACCAUGUGUGGGAAUUCAUACACUCGCUACCAGGUUGCAAAGACAUUGCUGAUGAAUUCAGAUCCCAGGAGAUUGAUGGCCAGGCUCUACUCUUGCUAAAGGAGGACCAUCUGAUGAGUGCCAUGAACAUCAAGCUGGGCCCAGCACUCAAAAUCUGUGCUCGGAUCAACAUGCUCAAGGAAUCCUAACCUUCCCCAUCUCCAGAAGAAAAGCUGCUAAAUUCUUCCAUGUUGCUGAUCAGUGAUUUAAAAGAGCGUGUAUUAAAAUUGAGCAAGUGCCAAGGGAACAUGGGGCUCGUUAUUAACAUCUCAUGGGAAAAACAGGAUCACCAACAGUGCUGCUCUCCGUCCAUGCUGCACUCCUGUGUCAGCCUGCAUUUUUGUGCUCAAAUAUCCGGAGUGGGACUUGAAUCCACAAUCGCUGACUCAGAGGUGAGAGUGCUAGUUGAUUUUCCUUCCCUUUUUUCCUCCCACUGCCUCUCGACUCUUAGCAUUCUUGAAUAUUCAUUGUGACUCAGUGGAGAAAUCUUUUCCCUGAAAUAGGAUUACCAAACUGGACAGGGUAGUCACUAUGGUUUUGGUAUGGUGUACUGCAUAUUGCCAUCUGGUUUUUACAAUCUACCUUGAUACUCCUCAUGCAGUAGGAGGUAGUGCUGCACUGUCUAAGGUGCCAUUAUUCAGAUGAAUAAGGCCCUGUCUGCCCCAUCAGCUGGAUGUAAAAGAUUCCAUGGCACUAUUUUGAAGAAGAGCCCUGGAGUUCUCCCUGGACUCCUGGCCAAUAUCUAACCCUCAACCAAGAUCAAGUACACAAGUGCAAUCUUAUUUGGUUUUCACUUAAUAGAAGAGGCUCCAAGAGCCAGGAGACAUGGAUUUAUACUGGAGAUUUACUUUGUGCUUUAUUUAGUUGCAGAGGUCGACCUGUUUGGUUUGACUAUGAUGGAACACUAAAUAUUUUAAAUGGCUGCCUGGGCUACCAUGUUUUAUACAACACAAUUGUAUUCAGAAUACUUAAUUGGCUGUAAAGCAGUUUGGAACAUCCUGAAGUCAUGGCAAGGCACUGUAUUAAUGCAAGUCUUUUUGUUUUUAAAGGCAGAUAAGUGGCAAUGCAAUACAGAUCAGCCAUAAUCUGGUUCCCUGCUGAUGCUAUCUUUCUGAUGCAAACGUCCUUGCCAAAGAACAGUAAUAAAGAAUUAUUGCAGGUACUUGUUGAGAAAUCUGUGGCUUGGAGACAAGGGGGCAUAACCAAAGGAAAACAAAGGGGCCAGAUCAAGUAAACAAGUGCAAUCUUAUUUGGUUUUCACUUAAUAAAAGAGGCUCCAAGAGCCAGGAGACAUGGAUUUAUACUGGAGAUUUACUUUGUGCUUUAUUUAGUUGCAGAGGUCAACCUGUUUGGUUUGACUAUGAUGGAACACUAAAUAUUUUAAAUGGCUGCCUGGGGAUGGGAUGUUAUUCUGUUGCUAUGCUGGUCCUUAAAAAUCUUGCAGCAGAGUUUCAUAAUGGGGUUGUGUCUGUAUUAGUUACUUGCAGCAAGUUAGAACUGUUGGUAAUCUUAAAAAUACUUGCUGGACUUCUCAGCUCUAUUUAAAAGGGGUUAUGUCAAUUUGUAAUUUGUUGAAGAUAAUUUGAGGUUUCUGGCAAAGCCAGCUUUGAGAAGUUAUUUUGUGUUUUAAGAGUUAAAGGCUCACAGUAUUUUUCCACCAUCUAUACUGGGUGAGUGCCCAAUAUCUGAGUGGAGCUUAUUCUGCAGCCUAUUCUGGGCAUUGUAAGGACCCCCACCUUCUCCUGGGCUGGAGGACAGUUUUUGGCAGCAGAUAUGGCCACUUCCAGUUUGUACAUGACAUUGGGUUUACCAGUUGACAUCACCAUGCCAAUAGAUUGUUUUCUAGCCUCCAUGCACAGCCCCUUUACGUGGACCCCAGGACCAGUGUAAAAACCACAAACUAUUGUAAAAUGAGGCUUUGGGAAACAGCCUAUAGAUAUUGUAUUGUGUUUCUUACAAACUAUUAAUGUUUAUAGUAUUAUGUUGAUAAGCAUUUAAUUUGUUGAUUCCAUUGAAAAUUUUAAUAGAAAUCUUUGGCAAAGCCAGCUUUGAUAGUUUUGCGAAGGCAUUUUGUGUUUUAAUAGUUAAAGGUUCACCAUGUUGAUGCACCAUUUACACUGGGUGGCUGCCCAGUGGCUGGAGCAGGAGCAGCUCUGGCUCGUUCCAGGAGUGAAUGUUUGUAAAUAAUGUCCCCUGAGAUAGAAACAUGCUCACUGCCAAAUCACAUUGCCACACUCAUUGAGGACGUGAUCCCUGUGGUUUGUGUGCCAACCCCACUGAGUCAUAUAUCAUUAUUUUGAUGAAAGAAAAAUAUCAGACACUCAAGUUGGAUAAUUGCGUUGUAUUGUUUUGUACAUGGUGUAUCUUUAUUCGUUAAAUGUGCAAUGGUUGUUUAAGGACUGUGCAUCUACCUUAGUGUCACUGUGCUAAACCACACCUGUGACAAUGUGUUUAGUGUGUACCAACCAGCCUAAGGGUCUUGGUGACCAUACACCCCAAAUACCCUCAUUCUCCUCCUGUGCCAAGUUUUCAGUUAAUAAAAAUGAUUGAAAAAAGAAA